AGAAAAGACUUGGGAAGAAGAAUCACAGGAUUCCCUCUCUACCUUCCAAAAAUCUAAACAAACAGCAGCAGCAAUACUAAUCUCUCUGGGGUCUGGGGGCGUUUCUGUGUGUUCAUGGACUGAAGAAAGAAGUAAAUAACCAAGAAGAAGAAGUAAAGUACAGAACCUCAAGGAUGAGUUCUAAUGGAGAUGUGAAAGGCGCAAAGGGAGUUGAGGAAGAAAUAGAAUCACACAGUGGGAUGCCUGAUAAAGUUAAACCGAAGACAGCUCUUAACAUUUCAGUAUCCCGGACGGGGCUAUUAAAUGAGGAAAAAACACAAAAAGGGUUUUUGAAUGUCUUUAGAUCUCUGGGGUUUCUGAAUAUUAGUUCUUCCACACAAAGGUUGCUUUCGCCCUCAGUUAAGUUCCGGCAGAUUGCAGAGGGCAGAGAUGAUGUUUCACGUGCAGUUCCUUCUUCUACUAGUUUUAAAACUUUUCGAGAACGCUUCAGUAUGCACCUGUCUAAAGACAUGAAUUGGGAAUCUCUGAAGAAAAUAAGUAAAGAAUGGAUUAGAGACCCUAUGAACAUGGCGCUUUUUGUUUGGAUAUUAGUUGUUGCCGUAUCUGGUGCUAUUCUUGCCAUGGUUAUGUUAGGAAUGUUGAACCACGCAAUACCAAAGAAGUCAUCAAGAAAUGCGUGGUUUGAAGUGAACAAUCAAAUCCUGAAUGCCCUUUUCACUCUUAUGUGUUUGUAUCAGCACCCAAAGCGGUUUUACCACUUUGUGCUUUUAUGUAGAUGGAAGCCAGAAGAUAUUUCUAGACUCCGGAAGAUUUACUGCAAGGACGGUACUCGUAAACCGCACGAAUGGGCUCACAUGAUGCUUGUCGUGGUUCUGCUCAAUUUGAACUGUUUUGCGCAGUAUGCUUUGUGUAGCCUCAAUUUGGGAUACAGUAGAUCUGAUCGACCUGCCAUUGGGGUUGGUAUUACCAUAACGGUUGCUAUAGGAUCAGUUGCAUUUGCGGGAGUAUACACCAUAGUCAGCCCUCUUGGCAAGGACUACGAGUGCGAAACAGAUGUAGAAGCACAAAAUCAGCUCAUUGAAUCUCAGGGUGAUAAACCUAUCAUUGACAGAAGGAAAUCUCUUGAAAAGAGAUUCUCAUUUGCAGUAAGAGACGAUCAAAGGGUUGUUGAGAACAAUCCUGAGUGGAGUGGAGGACUCUUUGAUCUAUGGGAGGACAUUAAACUUGCAUAUCUCACCCUUUUCUGUAGUUUCUGUGUUUUCGGAUGGAACAUGGAAAGACUUGGUUUCGGUAAUAUGUAUGUUCACAUAGCAACUUUCAUUCUCUUUUGUACGGCUCCUUUCUUCAUCUUUUACCUGGCUGCGAUUAAUAUCCAUAAUGAUAUAGUCCAGCAAGUGAUGAGUUAUACUGGUAUCGUGCUUUGUGUGUUUGGUUUGCUCUACGGGGGCUUCUGGAGGAUUCAGAUGAGGAAGCGAUACAAAUUGCCUGCAAGUAACUUUUGUUGUCAUAGACCAGGAGUUACUGAUUGUAUGCAGUGGCUUUUCUGUUGUUGGUGCUCUCUGGCUCAGGAGGUAAGAACUGGGGAUCUCUAUGAUAUUGUGGAAGACAAAUUUUACAGAAAAGACACGAAUGGAGGUGAUCAAACAUUGCUGCCCCCUCUGGCUAGAGAGAGUGGAUCUGUUCACUCAAGAUUGAGCCAAGGAUCUCCACUUCGGAGCAGCUCUAGCCCAUCCAACCCUGGGGUGAUGAACUCCCCUAGCCCUAGUAGAUUUUCAAAUGAGAAUGAUGCGGCAAGUAGUUAUAUGCCUGUAUUGUUGGAAGGGUCUUCAACUGGAGAUGAAGACAGAACCAUGCAGCCCCCCUCUCCCUUAUCGAUUCGCCGUGAAAGUGAUAAACCUGGUUCAGGAACACCGUGACCUAUGUGGCCUUUAGUCUUCACGGAUUUGGGAAGUAGAUCCAAUAGUAAGUACUGGACUUCCAGUAAACAAAUUCGUCUUUUUAUAUCAUUUUGUAUUUCCACGAUUCCACUGUCUCUUCUUCCAUACAAUUCGAUAUAUAUACAUCUGUAGAUACUGUUGCAUUCUAUAUGGGGAGCAUUUUUUUUACACGGUUUCCAUACGUUAGGAAAGUGGAUGUGGUACUGCUGAAUUUCGAUUUUCUCUCAAAAACAUUGUAAAUUUCUGAGCAUA
Molecule: messenger RNA, 2189 nt
Organism: Papaver somniferum (opium poppy)
Lineage: Eukaryota; Viridiplantae; Streptophyta; Magnoliopsida; Ranunculales; Papaveraceae
Exons: 2
Coding region: 174-1916 (580 amino acids)
Biological process (GO): sesquiterpene biosynthetic process
Molecular function (GO): cyclase activity
Source: RefSeq, a predicted model, not a curated record